AUGAUUAUGUCACAUAAUUUUCAGGAGAAUGCCAGAAAAUUCCGGAGAACAAAAUUGCGGCAGAUAAGUUCUACUUCAAUUACUUCUUUAAAAGACAUCAGAAUGAACCGAACAUGCAUUAAUCAAGUUUCACUGGGAUUUGAACCAGCGUUCAGUUAUGCGCACGUUUCUCAUCACACAACUUUUUCUAGUACGUUUAGCCCUUGA
This is a messenger RNA of Clunio marinus, 207 nucleotides long. Lineage: Eukaryota; Metazoa; Arthropoda; Insecta; Diptera; Chironomidae. The record is from the annotation of a GenBank genome assembly.